This is a messenger RNA of Vitrella brassicaformis, 2209 nucleotides long. The record is from the annotation of a GenBank genome assembly. Lineage: Eukaryota; Vitrellaceae.
AGCGGAGAUGAGCAGCGCACAAACAAAGGUGUCGUUCGGCUUCACAUCAUGGCAGCAGGUGCGAUCAUCCACCUGUAAAAACAAUCACAAGACAAUCACUCUAUCGACUCUCCGCUUCCUGCCUCCUGUCCUUUGUGCCUGCCUUUAAUUCUGUGCAUGCAAUGCAGGGUGCCCUGGUGGCGAGCAAGAAGUUCUACCCGCCGAAUGCCAAGACGGGCGUCGACCAGCUGACCUUCUAUGCGAAUCAAUACCCCUGUGUGGAAGUGGACUCAUCGCACUAUGCCAUGCCCACAGGUCAGGCAGGCCGCACACAAGAGCUUAGCUGGAUGAAUGCCAUCCAUUCCGAUGCGUGCAUUCAUUCACUCAUGAAUGACUGGCUGCAGAGCGCCGCACCAAGGAGUGGGCGGCCGCUGUCCCCAAGGGCUUUCUAUUCCACGUAAAAGUAUUCGGCCUUUUUGCUAAGAUGAAAGUGCCCGUCGGCGCCAUACCCAGAGAGGUCUGUUGAGCGAGCCACUGGCCAGACAGACGUGACAUCACUAUUUCUCACUGUGUGUCAGUGCCGUGAGGGUCUGCCGGUGGCCGAAACGUCGGCCGCUGAGUCGAGCAAGGGCGAGGCGCAGCUCAGCUAUGAAGAUCUCGAUGACGACACGCGCGACAAGCUGUGGAGCCGAUACGUCGAGGGAAUGCGGCCGCUGGCCGACGCCAAGAAACUCGGAUGCGUACUGUUCCAGUUCCAGCUGAAUUUUGCGCCGACUGACGGCAAUCGUGCUUACCUGGAGGAGUGUGUUGACCGACUGUCUGCCCUCAAGACCACCCUUGUGUGCGAGUGAGUGAGCAACACGAUGACAGACAGACAGAGGAAAGGCGACAGAGAGAGAAUUGUCCGUUACUUACUGUUGUGCCCAUCAAUCAGGUUUCGGCAUAAGGCGUGGAGCGAACAGCAGGUGAGGAACAGACAAGGAAGGACGCAGACAGACAUGCACAGACAUUCCGAGUCACGAUCGAUCGUGUGUGUCGGGUGGGGGCAGAAUUUGUCCUUCCUCUUGAAGAAUGGCAUCGGCCUGGUGCUCACAGACGAUGACUCGACAUCCACGCAAAACGUAACUACCGUACGUCAAUAUGCUAUGUACUGAGAGAAUCAAUCAAUGUGUACAUGAUAAUAUGAUUCCUGUCUGCCUGCCUGUACCUGUACCUGCCUGUGUCGAUGGUGGGUGGGUGCUGCGGUGUCCGGCUCCAUUAAUGCCUGCAGGUGAACUUUCGGGAUGUGCUAUCGACCACCAAGGACAGCUCCAUCAUUUACUUCAGGUGGGCUGCGCAUCCCAUCCAUCUAUACAAAAGCGACCACAUCCGAUCGGGCACUCUGUUCUGUCUGUUUUUCUGUCUGUCGAUGCAGGUUGCACCGCCGGUAUGGCGACUACCGUCUGCUGGACGACAGGGAGAUCGGUGUGUGGCGCGACCUGCUCAAGGAGGCUUGCCAAAAGCCGACACGAAAAGUAGGUGAUCGAUCGGAUCGAUCCAUCAAUCAUAUAUGCAUACAUACAUACCGGCCUUUGGUUGGAUGCUCCACGCCACACCUGUGCCUGCUAUGCGAUGCCUGAAAUGUAUGCGAUUUUAUAUAUUAGGUUUUCGUCCUUGUCGGCACGUAAGCAACACGAUGCACCGCACCUUGCUGUCUGUUGUUGUCAUACUCACUCUCUGCCAUCCCUCCUGCAGUGACGCUGAGGACCACACUCUCCUCAACACGCGGCGGCUGGAGCAGGCCAUCGCGCCCGACGGACUAGCGGACGACUGGCGGGAGCAGCGCAAGCAGGCCAACCCCCUCCUGCGGAUGCUCAGGAAUGCCGCCGCAGCCAAGGCAGCCAAACAAGAACAGACAUCUGACGGACCUACUGCCGAGAGUGCUGCCGCCUCUGCUGGUGCUGGUGCUGCUGAUGCUGGUGCUGGCGGAUCACCAGGCGUCAAGCGAGAGCUUGAGGAGACCGACGAGGGGAGAGAGGGGGAGGCAGAGGGGGCUGGUGGUGAUAGUGAGAAGAAUGAGACAGCAGAGAGGCCAAAGAAGCAGGCCAAGACAGCGAGUGUUAGCGGUGGGAAAGGUAGGAAGGGCGGGAAGGAAAAGGGAAAGGGCAAGGAUGCCAAAGGCAAAGGUCAGCCAGACAUCCGGGGCUUCUUUCUCAAGGGUGUCAACAAAGAAACACAGUGACUGCCCGAC